AUGGAUCAGAUAAGUCCAGGAAAUCUCCAUCAAGACAGAGCUCCACGUCCUGGUCACCACAGCCAUGCCUACUCCAAGAUCAACGACAACUUCCACAACGAGUGGUUUGAGGUUGCCGUCUGCAGCCCCUCUGCUCCACCCUCUGAUAUCCCACAAUUCUUGCUACCUGUCCUGCCCCGCCCUGUGUCGCCAGCCACAACCAUCAUGACCAGCUUUGUGGAAACGAUACACGGUACCAGCAUGGACUCUGAUGAGGAGGCUCAAGAGAUCAAGUCUGAAGUUGUCAAGCCAGCUUCUCUGAAGAGCCUACUGUAUGACAGCUACACAGCAAAGACAGACCGGGUAGAAUGGUGUCACAUCAACUACAAUGGCUGUUUCUGUGCGGAUGAGGCCUGGGGCUUCCAAGUGGAGUGGCUGGUAUCCACUCCAAGUCUCCUGGUGGAAGUGCUGCAAGGUUGGGCUCGUAAAGCUGUCCAGUGUGGCUUCCAUCUUGUUCCUGCUCCCAUGGAUGCCUUCAACCAAUGUCCUCACUUCAACAACCCGCUCGCCUGCCCUCGCUUCAUCCCUCUUGACAUUCAGUGUCUUCAAGCAGGCACAGGUCAAAGGUUAUUUGAGCACAUUGACCCUAGCAGCCAAGAGAGGAGAGUUCACUUACUCCAGGAGACAAUUCUGAAGAGGUUUGGUUUCAUCAAGGCCAGCGAACCCUUCCCCCUCUCUCCCAUCACAUCCCAGCAUUCCAUUAAAGACCAAAUUCAAUAUGUCCAUAUGACGGGCAUGGCCCUCAUCCUCAUCGUACCACCCACCAAUCAGGACACUACAUUCUGGGAUGACCUUUUGCCCAUUUACGGUGCUUCGACGUCCGGAAACAGCCCAACGGACCAGGAGGCAAGGACAUAUGUCAAGACAGAGCCUGACCAGAAAGGGCUUCCCAUGCAAGACCGGGCAUCAAAUAUGGUUGCAGAAGUGGGAUUCCUGUGGGUGCCCAACUACCUGCUCACCAAACGCUGGCGCACAAGCUCCUCCGCAGAUGAGAAGUUUCUUGAGAGACUGUUGCAGGAUUUCACCAGCUUCUGUGAGAAUUGCGACAAUCGUCUGAGUGAAUUCUGGGAGAAAAGCAAGAAGGCUUGCCACUCUCCAACCCAACAAUAGAAUAUACCAAGACAAAACUCGUUUUUUUUAUAUUAAUGGUAACUCUUGCAUGAAGUGUUCUAGGCAGAAAGUAUGAUACCAAAACUGAUGAAACACGGACUGACUACUGAAAGAAAGUUACAAAUAUUCUUUAUUAAAUUUAUAAUACC
This is a messenger RNA of Patiria miniata (bat star), 1298 nucleotides long. Its product is annotated as GATOR complex protein DEPDC5-like. Gene Ontology annotation, molecular function: GTPase activator activity. Bases 1 to 1149 code for a protein of 382 amino acids. Gene Ontology annotation, cellular component: GATOR1 complex; lysosomal membrane. The transcript is spliced from 5 exons. The record is from RefSeq and is a predicted model, not a curated record. Gene Ontology annotation, biological process: positive regulation of autophagy; negative regulation of TORC1 signaling; cellular response to amino acid starvation. Lineage: Eukaryota; Metazoa; Echinodermata; Asteroidea; Valvatida; Asterinidae.